Molecule: messenger RNA, 180 nt
Organism: Phytophthora sojae
Lineage: Eukaryota; Oomycota; Peronosporomycetes; Peronosporales; Peronosporaceae
Exons: 1
Source: RefSeq, a predicted model, not a curated record
CUUUCCACUCAGAUGAAGGAGGAGCUAGAAACGAUGGACUUCGUGGGGAACCCAAGCCAAUACAAAUGGGAUCACCUCGUUCUACCGGCGCUGCAGAGGUUCCAUGAAGUGCACAAGCACGCAGAUGUCCCGCGAGAAUUUGUCGUCCCAACCGAUGACGAAACCUGGCCAAGAAUUGCU